GUUAUUCCCUUCGCCAACUGUAAGCCCUUCUCCAAGAACUGGGAAGUCAUGGGGCCCGGGUCCUGCGCCAUCCAGCCGCUGUCGCUCUGGCGGUAUUUGAGUAUCCCCAACGUGGUGACGACGAUUAUCAUUGUGGGCAUUCCGCUACCGGCGCUAUAUAAGCUCAACGUCUCACCGGCGACGAAAGUUGGCUUGGGGCUUGUGUUCAGCGUGUGCAUCGCGGGUAUCGUGGCUGCGAUUAUGAGGUUCCAGUCCUUCCUGGAGGUCGCCAAUUUCAACGACAUUACAUACGAGAAUAUCAAGCCGCUCUGCUGGACGAUCGCGGAAUCGGGCAUUUAUCUGGUGGCGGGUGUGUUGCCGACGUUGAGGCCGUUGGUGAGGAAGGUA
Trematosphaeria pertusa is the source of this 387-nucleotide messenger RNA. RefSeq lists its product as uncharacterized. The record is from RefSeq and is a predicted model, not a curated record. Lineage: Eukaryota; Fungi; Ascomycota; Dothideomycetes; Pleosporales; Trematosphaeriaceae. The annotation marks the transcript as partial. The transcript has a single exon.